AUGCUCCGUCAAUUGGCAGACGGGAUUAGUAUCUUGGACAACGGUAACAUCAAUUCUUAUGGAUCCCGGGUUAGAAUUAUCCACUCGACCAAGAACCAGGGGGCCUGGACGAUUGGAACGCGUUGGAUUCUCCGGGACCAGCCAAACGAUCGCUUCCUCGGUAAUAACUACAUCACUCUGAAGUUUCUCCACCAGCAACCAGACUUGGACAUUCCCAUCCCCAAGGAAGUCCGGAGCUUAAGCCAGCCGACAGAUCCAAUCUAUUUCACCUUGGAGUCGCGGGUGCUGGGCGAUUCACUCCGCGACACCUGGGCCGAGGCCUCCCCGGAAGAGAAAGCCAGUUAUAGCCGCCAACUGGCUGAGAUUCUACGGAAAUUGCGGCGGUUUACAGCACCCAGGCCGCACAAGGUUGAUGGCAGCCAACUCGACGAUUUCAUCAUCGCCACAUGUUUGACGAGCGGUCCCGGGACCUGUUUCAAGAUUCCAUAUAACGUUGACGAAUGGCUAGACGGCAUUGGCGCCGACCUUCGGAUGGGCCUGGCACGGGAUUAUGACACCGCGGACCAGGCUUUCAUCGAACAGGAAUUCCAAGAACUCAAAGACGGAUUCCCCACUUGCAGCCCAUUCGUCCUCACCCAUGCAGAUCUCAAUCUCACCAAUAUCAUUGUCAAGGAUGGCAAAAUUCAAGGUAUCAUCGACUGGGAACGCGCGGGAUAUUAUCCCUGGUGGAUGGAGCGGCUGGCCAUGGAACGACUGGGCGAUGACUCCAUCGACGAGUUGUUCAAGCCGAUCUGGGAAGAGCUCAUGCCAGAAGUCAGUGACCGGGCAUGGCGCCGCGUGGCUAACAACCUGGACUGCAUGAGGAGCACCUAUUCACAAUUCGAUCAUGAGCACCCCGGCAAGAACAAGACGUGGCACAGGCCUCCUUUCUGCAAGUGCACCCAUGACGCGGUCGGGAUAUUCAAAAUGAUGCAUUGGGGAGGCCAAGUUUCUUGUAAAAUCACUGAACCCGGAUCGGAGGAACAAAAAACUCUUCUUGAAGUGUACAAGAGACCGGAUCCAUGGGCAUGCGAGGCGCCGGCGAGGGGAGAAGACGAGCCGCAGCCAGAGACGAAAUGA
Cladophialophora carrionii CBS 160.54 is the source of this 1119-nucleotide messenger RNA. RefSeq lists its product as uncharacterized. The record is from RefSeq and is a predicted model, not a curated record. NCBI's taxonomy places the organism in Eukaryota, Fungi, Ascomycota, Eurotiomycetes, Chaetothyriales, Herpotrichiellaceae. Bases 1 to 1119 code for a protein of 372 amino acids. The transcript has 2 exons.